Messenger RNA from Spodoptera frugiperda (fall armyworm), 6327 nucleotides. RefSeq lists its product as uncharacterized. The transcript is spliced from 2 exons. The record is from RefSeq and is a predicted model, not a curated record. Gene Ontology annotation, molecular function: nucleic acid binding. NCBI's taxonomy places the organism in Eukaryota, Metazoa, Arthropoda, Insecta, Lepidoptera, Noctuidae. Bases 2457 to 6101 code for a protein of 1214 amino acids. Gene Ontology annotation, biological process: DNA integration.
UGACAAAACAUAUGAAAGAGGAUACAUAUCGUGAGACGACAGAGGCUUGCGGGGAGCGGGGGAUGAGGCGCAGCGAGUUGCCCCGCGCGCGCAGUGACACAUUGACUCAUGGGACACGGAAGGAAGCGCGCGUUCUUAUUAUCUUAUUCUUAUUAUAUGAACCUAUAUACUAUUAUACAUACAGUCCGCUAUUUUAUUUCGCCAACAAAGUGGUCCUCUCUCCGUGAAGAAGGAUUUUAAGGACGUCUUGAGGCUUUUUUGGAGAAUAUUCCGUGUCAAGAAAUCAAGAAUUCAUGUGCGUCGGUCGGCGGCCAUUACGUCAAUUUUCGAAUUUCGAGAAGGUCAAGGAAAAAAGGAAAAACAUGUGAAGGACGAAUAAUCCGUCAAGUCACUGUGGAUAAAGAAUAAGACAUUUUGUGAACUGAAAUCGAGAUCCUAUCUGACGAGCCACCAGUCGAGGAGGUUCCCGCGGAGCGUGUGCAGUUUGACAACGACUACUACCCGCUUGUGGCCCGAGCCAAGAGCCUGCUUGCUGCCGGGAGGAAGGACAGCGAAUCUGUGGCGGAGUUCAGCGACGCAGAAUCAGGUGGGCGAGUAAGAAAUUUGGUUAGGCUACCUAAAAUUGACUUACCGCAUUUCAGCGGUGGCUAUCAGGACUGGCUCGAAUUUAAAGACACAUUCCUUUCUCUUAUACACAACAGUGAUCGCAUAGAUAAUAUUAAUAAAUUUCAUUAUUUACGGGCUUCUCUUCAAGGAAAUGCCGCUCUGAUUAUUAAAAACAUCGACUUUAAAGGUGAUAACUAUAAAAUUGCAUGGGAAUUAUUGUGUGAGCGAUUUGAUAAUACCCGCUUACUAGUAAAUAAUCACUUACAGGCUUUGUUUAAUAUAGAACCUAUUCGAUCGGAAUCAAGUAAGUCGAUUCAAAAUCUUAUUGAUGUAACUAACAAGAACAUUAGGGCUCUCGCAUCAUUGAAUGAACCGAUUUGGGACACGAUUAUAAUUUAUAUGAUGUCAAAUAAACUUGAUAGUGUGACGGGUCGAGAGUGGGAAGAACAUAGAAAUACAUUGACUUCGUCCCCAACCCUAUCACAGUUCAUAACAUUUUUAAGUCAAAGAGCCAAUAUCUUAGAAACUUUAGAAGAAAAUAGUAAAAAUAAUAAAUUAAAAUUAGAACCUGUAAAAGCAAAAAGUUUAGUAAUAAAUAAUAAUAAUAGCACUAAUAAUAGUCCGCAAGGCAGCUUGUGGCGAGCUGUUGGGCAGUGGCGACCCCACGGACCUGACUCCCGGGAGAGGCCCUACUUUUUAACUCCGGUUGGUACUCGUGACUAUCCGGAGUGGCCUCUCCUACCUCACUCUUGCCUUAAUCGGCUGGUUUGAGUGGAGAUUCGCAAGAGUGGAGUUGCCUUCAGCUCCACUUGGGGGAAGGACGUAUCCCAGUAAGAUGCUGGUAGGGGUCUUGACCGUACUUCCGGGAUUGCUCUGAUAGCCGUGGGAUGCCUCCCCUUCCUCAAGCAGCUCAACGGAUGUUGCUUCCCUUGUCGCUACAUGCUAGCGGCCGUUUCCGGGGGCCCACUAUUGAGUUUGCGAGUCACCCCCUGCCUGUUUAUCCGUAUUUUUCAAUAUUGGUCAGGGGCAGGGGCCAUAGUCCCCAUAGUUAACCGGUUAACUAUUCCACAGCCACCCACACCCAUAUCCCUAUCAUUUCCUUUUACCAUAUCUCACAAUAGUCCUGCAUCAACCGGGGAUUAUCCUUUGGUGUACCCCCAUAGUGCAUACAGGGAUAAUCGCCGGCUGAUGUCCCCUUACAUUUAGAUUAAAAUUGUUCAACGGGCCUCUGCGAGUUGGCUUCGGCCCCUCGUACGCCUUCCAAAGGUCCGGGACCCUGUGGUCCCGUGAUUAUGUAAAGCACUAAUAAUAAAAAUAAAAAUUAUAAACGUAAAUCAUGUCCAUUGUGUGAUGAUGAGGCACAUCAGCUGUUCAAUUGCGAAUCGUUUAGAAGUCUUCCUGUAGAAUCUCGGAUUUCAAAGGUAAAAGAGUAUAAGGUGUGCUUAAACUGUUUGCGCUUUGGUCACGUAGCAAAGAAAUGUUUUUUAUCACACUGCAAAUAUUGCAAUGAAAAGCACAACACUCUUUUACACUUGGAAAAAUCUGAGCAAUCUGCUUCUCGCGAUUCGUCAUCUACGUCUUCAAAAGACAUUGUAUUGAAGACUGAUGUCGUACCGGUUACUACUCCGACGCGUGUUUUCCUUUCCACAGCGUUGGUGAGGGUGGUUGACGGCAAAGGCAACAAACACACCGCCAGGGUGAUCUUGGACAACGGUAGUGGAAUAAAUAUCGUUUCCGAAGCUUUCUGCAGUAAGCUGGGUUUGCCGAGGCAGAACGUGAGCUCCACGGUAUCAGGUUUUAAUAAUCAUGUAUCCCAUAGUACACAGUCUUGCAAUCUCACAAUUGAGUCAAUGAAUACUAGCUAUAGGACUAACAUUGAUUGUUAUGUGUUUACCAACGUAACCACAGCAGUACCGAUCACAUACAUUGACACACGACAUAUUCAAAUUCCAGCUGGCUUAUGUUUAUCUGACCCCACUUAUAAUAUACCUUCUAAGGUUGAUAUUCUUAUCGGGGCAGAUAUCUUUUGGGAUAUUCUAGGUAACAAAAGAAUUAGCCUAGGCAAGCAUCAACCUAUGUUACGUAGUUCGGAGCUAGGAUGGAUAGUCACUGGUCACAUCUCGAGCCCGAAAGGUACAUUCAGUCAAUGUCUUUUUACUCAAGGACAACUUGAUAUUGAUCUCACUCGUUUUUGGGAAGUAGAUAGUGUUUCUCUUGAGCAUUCUCAAUCCGCGGAGGAACGUGCGUGUGAGAACAGUUUUGCCGUUAACACGACUCGAAAUAACGAUGGUCGCUUUGUCGUCACCAUUCCUCUCAAGCAAGAUCCACAGGUCUUAGGCGAUUCUUUUGAGAUGGCGAAGCGACGGUUUUUAUCGCUUGAACGAAAAUUUGAACGAGAACCAAUAUUCAAGGAGAAAUAUUUGAACUUCAUGAAAGAAUACGAGCAAUUAGGCCACAUGACUGAAAAUAAAGUUCUUUUUCCAUACAGUGACAAUGCCAACUACUACCUUCCUCAUCAUGGCGUACUUCGGGAGUCAAGUACAACGACAAAGUUGCGUACUGUCUUCGACGCUUCUGCCGUCACCACUUCAGGAAUUUCCUUCAAUGAAAUUCAGAUGGUCGGUCCUACAGUCCAAGACGAUCUCUUAUCGAUUCUCCUCAGAUUCCGCCAGCAUAAAAUCGUAGUAUCGGCAGACAUUGAAAAAAUGUUUAGAUGUAUUGACAUUGUACCUAGUCAACGCUCAUUACAGCAAAUUGUAUUUAGGUUUGAUCCAUCGCAUCGUUUAAAAACUUAUACACUAAAUACAGUUUGUCAAGGAACCGCUUCAGCGCCAUACCUUGCGACAAAAUGUCUGACUAGCCUGGCAUCCACAGUCAGCGAUAAUAGCGUCAAAUAUAGUAUAGCUCACGACUUCUAUUGUGACGAUUUAUUAAGUGGGGCUAGUACUGUAAGCGAAGCUAUAGAUUUAUGUAAAGGAAUUACUGCCACCUUAAACUCGGCAAAAUUUAAUAUUCGCAAGUGGAAAUCGAAUAACACAUUAGUUAUUAAAGAGCUAUUUUCAGGUCAAGUUAUUGAUUCAAAUACAGUUUUAGAUCUAUCUGAUAACAACAUAAACACAUCAUCAAAAACAUUAGGUUUGUAUUGGCUUUGUCAGCAGGAUACCUUAUCUUUUUCAAUUAAUAUUGAACUUCAUAAGAAGGUUACCAAGCGCCAUAUUCUUUCUAUUAUAAGUCAAAUCUUUGACCCAUUAGGCCUUGUUGGGCCAUGCGUUGUCGAAGCUAAGUUAAUUAUGCAGAAAUUAUGGGUCAAUAAAUGCUCUUGGGACGAAGAAGUGCCGUCAGAUAUUUUACAUCUCUGGUCUUCUUUUGCUAACACAUUAUCCUGUCUUAAUAAGUUAAAAAUACCUCGUUGGGUUCUUAGUGAUCUUUGUGUAAAGAUUGAAAUCCAUAUAUUCACAGAUGCUUCUCAAAGUGCGUAUGGGGCAUGCGUCUAUAUUAGGUCUGUGUGUAACUCAGGGAUUGUGCGUGUUCAGCUCUUAGUCUCGAAAAACAAGGUUGCGCCGAUUAAACCCACAACUAUCCCACGUCUUGAGUUAUGUGGGGCCUUAUUAGGUGCAAGACUGUGUACGAAGGUGCAAAAUUCACUUAAAUUAAACAUUAACAUGUGUCGCUUUUGGUGCGAUUCCACGAUUGUACUGGGGUGGUUGUCCACUCCUUCACAUCAACUUAAUCUAUUCGUACGUAAUCGUGUUAAUGAAAUCAAGGAGAGCACCGGUGGUCACACGUGGAGCUACGUGCCGUCCAAGGAAAACCCGGCAGAUCUCGUUUCUCGCGGGGUGAGGGCUGAUGUAAUCAGCGACGCCUCGUUAUGGUGGUCCGGUCCAUCGUUUCUACUCAAAUCAGAGCAUAGUUGGCCACAAAUGCCUAAUGAGACCCAGAAACGGGACCUACCGGAUCUCCAACCUUGUCUUAUUAUAAAUAAUAAUGUUAACAAAAACGAUGACGAUAAACUAUUUACAAAACUUAUACUUAAAUAUUCACAAUUUACACGUUUACAAAGAGUCAUAGCCUAUAUAUACAGAUUUAUUCAUAACUGCAAAACUAAAACAAACAGAUUCCGCGAUCAUCUUUCUUGUGAAGAAUUGCAACGGUCAUUUAAUUUUAUUAUACAUAUUGCUCAGUUAGAAAUGUUUCCUAAUGAAUAUCUUAUCUUAAAAUCAGGCCAUUCAUUACCGAAGAAAAAUAAAUUAAUAUCAUUGACCCCAUUCAUCGAUUCAAAUGAUAUCUUGAGAGUAGGCGGUAGACUUGAUAACUCACCUUAUAGCUAUGACACAAAGCAUCCUAUUUUAUUAUGUGGAAAACAUCAUUUAACGAAAAUUAUAUUUCAUAUGCAUCACUUGAAACUUCUACAUGCUGGACCUCAGUUAUUGCUGUCCAGUAUUCGUCAAACUUAUUGGCCUUUGGGAGGAAGGAAUCUGUCUAAAUCUAUAACAAAGGGUUGCAUAAAAUGUUUCAGAUUUAAAGCCAGCAAUGUCCAGCCUAUUAUGGGGCAGUUACCUGAAUCCAGAACUACACUGGAAUUCCCUUUUUUACAUUGUUCGGUGGAUUAUGCCGGCCCGAUCAUGAUAGCUAACCGCAAAGGUCGAGGUUGCCAACUAAUAAAAUCUUACUUGUCCAUUUUUGUCUGCUUAGCUACAAAGGCCGUUCAUCUAGAACUUGUCACAGAUCUGACUAAAGAGGGAUACAUGGCUGCUCUAAAUCGGUUUGUGGCUCGUCGAGGGAAGCCUCAAAGUAUAACCUCAGAUAAUGGGACUAAUUUUGUAGGUACAUGUAACGAGUUACACCGUUUCUUACAGGACUCAAGUUCCCAAAUCAGUUCCGCAUUCGCUCAAGAGGGUAUAGAGUUCCUCUUCAUUCCGAGUUACACACCCCAUUUCAAUGGUAUGGCUGAAUCUGCAGUCCGUUCCACUAAAUAUCAUCUUCGUAGGCUACUCCAACUUACCCAUUUCACGUAUGAAGAAAUGCACACUUGUCUGACUCAGGUGGAAGCCAUUCUUAAUUCACGUCCUAUAACUGCUUUAAACUCUGAUCCUACAGACUUCACACCUUUGACACCCGCACACUUCCUAAUAGGACGAUCACUUGUGUCAGUUCCACAUUCACAGUUGACAGAAAGGAUAACAAGUCUUGAGAGAUACAAACGAAUCGAGUUUGUCAAGCAACAUUUUUGGAAACGAUUCUCCAACGAGUAUGUCACCACUCUACAGCAAAAGACAAAGUGGCCUACUGCAUCUGGCGAACUCAAAUUGGGUUCUUUAGUCCUUAUAAAGGACAAAGCGCUUCCUCCCCUACGUUGGGCCCUGGGUCGCUGUGUGGCCGUUUUCCCAGGAACUCAGGAUCAAGUCGCUCGAGUCGCCGAUAUAAGGAUCAAAGGAGGAACCAUUAUUCGAAGGGCGUUUAAUAACAUUUGUCCCCUUCCAGAACCUGAUUGUUGAACCAGCAGCCUUCCUACCUACUUCAACCCGGGGAGUAUGUUGGUGACAAAACAUAUGAAAGAGGAUACAUAUCGUGAGACGACAGAGGCUUGCGGGGAGCGGGGGAUGAGGCGCAGCGAGUUGCCCCGCGCGCGCAGUGACACAUUGACUCAUGGGACACGGAAGGAAGCGCGCGUUCUUAUUAUCUUAUUCUUAUUAUAUGAACCUAUAUACUAUUAUACAUACA